GCACUUUCAGACCAUGUUGAAAACGAAACUGAAUGUUCUGACACUCCGGAAAGAGACCUUACCAACCGUCAUCUUUCAUGAACCAGAAGCUAUUGAACUGUCCCCAACGGCUCCUCCAAAGAAUGGUCCGUUUUAUACAGAGCGCAAGGUCAGGUACUUAGGAAAAGUGAUCAUGAGGGGAACACAAUUCACAUCUGGUUGCACGGAAAGAUCUGUGAUCGAGUUGUGGGAGAAGCAGACACUGGAUCAGGAAGAUAUCUCGUCGGCCAACGCCAUUCUAGAAAUACGACCUUUCCAGGUCCGUCUCCACCACUUGGAUGGGAAGAGAGAGGUAACGGUCCAAACGGAUACCUUCCAGGUGGCGCGGAUCGCGUACUGUACGGCGGAUCACCAUGUCAGCGCCAACAUCUUCGCGUGGCUUUAUCGGGAGAUCAACGAUGAUUUGUCCUACCAGAUCGAUUGCCACGCGGUGGAAUGCGGGAGCAAGCUCGAAGCCAAAAAACUAGCGCACACCAUGAUGGAGGCCUUCAAGAAGACAUUCAGCAGCAUGAAGAGCGAUGGGCAGAUCCACAACAGCAACUCCUCUGAGGAAGUGAAGUCAGCAACAUCAGACGAUGGCUGAGAGGGGCGUUGACGAAAUCAGAAACAUCAUUGACGGCUAUUGAUGACAACCAUUGGAGAGAAAUGAACGAAGGAAGCUAAUUGAGGGUGGAACACCAAUGAAUCCUGAGCUGGUUCGCUUGCCAAAAUUAGCCAAGCGACACAUUAAAUUGAGAAGAUUUUUUUUUUACAAAAAAAGAAUAUGCAUUAUCAAAAUAGUUGCAUUGCAAUCUAAAAUAAUUAUGCUGUGACUGGGAGAGUAAAAGCAGCCUGACUCCCUAACAGAGAUAAACACAUCCUUUGAUGGCAGCUCUUUAUAAAUCACCUGAUAAAAUUCAUGGGAGUAAUGAAAUAGUAAACUCCCAAGCCACAACCAAGAUUUAAACUGAUGUUUAACUUUCGAGGGAACACAGUCCAAACCGUCCGCGAAAAGGGAAUGGAAAACUUGCAUUUAGAUCGAAAACCAAGCCAGCAAAAUUUAUACAUCCAAAUAAUUAAAAAGAAACGCAUGGAUCUAUCUUCAUAUAUUUCUACCAACAUAUAAGCUACAAUAUAUGUAAAGAUAUAUUCCAUUUUUAUAAAAUGUAUUUCAAAAUGUAAGUAUUAAAAUGUAAUGUUUUUGUUGGUACAGGCUCAAUGGGCCAAAGGGCCUACUCAGUGCUGUCUGAUUCUAUAAAUCUUUAAAAAUUGGUGUGUAUUAUCAACUGUGACAAACAUAUGGAAGUAUUUGAUUGUAAAUGAGGAGGUUCGCCAUGUGAAGCUGAAAGAAAAACAGUGGAAUAAACGUGGUGAUGAAAAUCUUUAGCCAGCUCAAACAAGAAAUUGUGUUUACAAGCAUUCCAAAAUUGUAUUGUUAGUAUUACACAGUUUUAAGGAAAACACAGACUGUUUCCAUUUUUUUCACUUCAGCUGCCUUGUUACACUUCCUUUUGUCAUUGCUCACCAGAGGCCACUGUGUUUCAGUUUAGUUCAGCAUGAAGGGUUAUAUAGAUCUGACAUUGUUUAUAUUACAUGCAGAACUGAAGGAUUGCGGUUCUCAAGCCCCUGGACUUCUGUAGUUUUAGACAGUUUACCUACAUACUCACCAUCACACUUUUUCAUUUCCAACAAAACCCCUUAAAGAGGAUCAUAUCUCAGGAAAACCAGAUGCUGUAAAACAGAAACAAAAACAACAAUUGCUGGAAAAGCUCAGCGGGUCUGGCAACAUCUGCGGAGAGAAAUUGGAGUUAACAUUGCAGGUUGAGUGACUGUUCCUUGGGGAGUUCUGAGGAAGGGUCACCAGACCCGAAAUGUUAACUCUGAUUUUCUCUUCACAGAUGCUGCCAGACCUGCUGAGCUUUUCCAGCAACUUCUGAUCUUAACACAGGAGUCAGGUUGCCCCGCUUAUUCAUGCCCCGCUUUUCGUGUUAUUACACAGCACACCCCGUGUUUUCCCAUUAAUAAGCAUGACUCAAAUUCCUGAGACAUUGACCAGAAAUAAAAUCCAUACGUAGUAAAGAACCAUUAGUAUUUGAUUACCCUAUCCUCAUCUUUCCACCAUUGGUUGGGUGAGAACAAAAUUGGGUUCCCAAGCAGUCAGCAUUUCACAUUCUCCACAGGAUCAAUAGGAGGUGGCUAGUCCUUUGAUGAAUGAACAGAAUGGAUAGCUAUGACACACAGCCAAUAUUGCACUGAGAUAAUGAUCUUACUAUGUGCAAAUCAGCCUAAAAAACGACCAACUGAAAUUCAUGUACAUGCCAAUUGUCCUUUCAAUAAAAAAUAACAUUAAUGGUAUCACAAUGCCCGCAUGUUAACCAAAAUUAUUUUAGCGUGUGAUUGUUUUUUGAAAGUACAAUGUUACCUGCACUUGUAAAGCUACACAAUAAAUUGUUACAUGGUGUGGAA
Messenger RNA from Rhincodon typus (whale shark), 2484 nucleotides. RefSeq names its product phosphotyrosine interaction domain containing 1 (gene pid1). Gene Ontology annotation, cellular component: cytoplasm. The transcript has 2 exons. Bases 14 to 622 code for a protein of 202 amino acids. NCBI's taxonomy places the organism in Eukaryota, Metazoa, Chordata, Chondrichthyes, Orectolobiformes, Rhincodontidae. The record is from RefSeq and is a predicted model, not a curated record. Gene Ontology annotation, biological process: regulation of reactive oxygen species metabolic process; negative regulation of insulin receptor signaling pathway; regulation of cell population proliferation.